GUCGUGCACUUUACAGUGAAAGGACUGUGUAACCAUGAGGGUGUAAACAAACCGUCCACUUGCUUCAGGUAGCUGUGUUUUCAGACACGUUGACCUGUUGUACUCGGGGUAUUGGUGGUGUUGUUCAGCUCCAGAUGGAGAUCUUUGGAAGCUCGUUUGAUGACUCGAUGUUUGCGGAGGCGAAGCAGCGAGUCUCCGUGUCCGUGUCUCUGUCUAAGUCUGCUUAUAACGCCAAACUGUGUGAGCCCGAGUGGUUCUGUGAGAGUACUGCUCUUGAUACAGAUGAUCCUCUGGAGAAGCAGAAAAUCUAUAAGUUUAGAGGUGACUUGGCCGUGAGACAGGGGGACCAUCAGAAAGCCUUGGAUGCAUACAGCAGCUGCCUGGAGUGGAUCGCUGACAACAACCUGACCAUCAGAAGAGAUGUACUGGAGGGAAUGGCCCGAUGCUGCACCAAACUGGGACAGAGAGACAGGGCGCUGGACUUGGCUGACUUACUGAGCAAAGAUGCCUCCAACACCUGUCACCUGACCGGCCUCCUGCUGCUCAAGGUCAGCAUCUACCAGCAUUUUGGAGUCGUAGGAUCAAAGAUGUCGUCUCUGCAGCGGCUGUGUAUCCUGCUGCCCUUCAACCCCUGGCACUGGUACAACCUGGGACAGACGUGUCUGCAGCUGCUGGACAGCGACAGAACAACAGGAUGGUGUUCCCUACAGAGGUGUGAAUCAGCAGAAGAGCAGAAUGAUGGAGACACUGAGGAACUACAGGAGGAGGCAGCAGAGCUCGAUGAGGACAGAAUCUGGCUGAAAGCUUGCACCUGUUUCAUCAGGACGAGACUCCUGUUGAGAUUCCUUCGACAGCAGCAGUCCUCCUUUGUGUUGCAGCGCACUGAGAGCACUCUGCAGAUGGCAGACGAGGUGUUACACAGGCUGAAUCCCAAAGAAACAACCUUGCAGGCUCUCACCGAGGUGGUGUCAGAGGACCUGAUCCCAGAUAAGAUGAGAGAGGACUACCAGGAUGGGGAGAGUCUGGCCAGUAUGUGUGUGCAGAGCUUCAGGGAGCGCUGGUGGAACAAGAUCUUACUGACUGGUGUGCUAAAGACUGAUGGCUGUCAAUAUCAGACGCAGACGGAUACACAGUCCUGAUGCUCCUCCGGUGAUGCCAGUUUACAGAGAAGUUGGCAGACAGGAAGGUACUGAGGAACAGACUGGAUGAACUGAAAGCCAAAUCCAAAUCCUGAAACAGAAGUGGACAUUAUUGAUAUCAUAACCAAAAUACAUGUGGAAAUACACAAAUACAGGUCAAAUGCUAAAUUGUUGCUGAAUACCCCCCCAAAAUACACAAUAUUCAAAAGUAUAAAUCACACCUCUCCCCUUAAUUCAAGCACAGUGAAUGUAGUCAUAGUUAAUCACACAGUAUUAAAAAAAACAGAUUAACCAUUAAUAUUUCAUCCAGUUUAUACUGUGUAGUAUAGUUUGACAGUGAUUCUAUUCUGCAUUGAAACAAAGUAUCUAAGCCUAAAAUAUCACUUAUGCCUUAACAUGUACAUAUCGUAAGAAUAAUUGAAAUAAAAUAUGUUUUAUUGUUCUGAAA
This is a messenger RNA of Sebastes umbrosus (honeycomb rockfish), 1587 nucleotides long. RefSeq lists its product as uncharacterized. The coding region runs from base 135 to 1139 and encodes 334 amino acids. NCBI's taxonomy places the organism in Eukaryota, Metazoa, Chordata, Actinopteri, Perciformes, Sebastidae. The record is from RefSeq and is a predicted model, not a curated record. The transcript is spliced from 8 exons. Gene Ontology annotation, molecular function: protein binding.